This is a messenger RNA of Orbicella faveolata, 1979 nucleotides long. RefSeq lists its product as uncharacterized. Lineage: Eukaryota; Metazoa; Cnidaria; Anthozoa; Scleractinia; Merulinidae. The record is from RefSeq and is a predicted model, not a curated record.
UCUUUCCUAUUUCCAAACGACUCUUGGACAAGCAUUAUCCACUUCGUAUUCUUACUACUGUUAUGUAUAUCGCUAUCUCGAUCCGAGUCGCUCCUUUUGCUCAGUUUUCUCCAUUUGUUUUUAUGCCGUGUCAUGUAUUAGCAAUUAAUAUGCUCAAUAUUGUAAACUAUACCGAUUAUGGUACAACUAAAAAUGGUUUCCGGGAAAACUGAAACAAAGAAUUCUUUACUGCUUGCAUAACAAAGGAGAUCGAUCAAAACAUAGCUGUUUUAUUCCUGGAAGACGCGCUUUAAAUAGGACGUGAUUUUUCCUGAUUGGGCGAAACUUGGGUGGCUAGAAAAGGGAAAAGUCCCUACGCCCAAAGGGGUUUUUCCCGUUUUCAAUUUGUUUGUCGAGCUUGCCUUCACAGUAUUUUAUACACGCGUGCUACAUCCCCUUAACACGUGAUCAACCUGUCUAUAGGUCUCAAUCACGCAGUCCCUCUAGUCCUUUGUCGUAGGAGCUGCUGUUGUUAUACUUCUCCGCUGUUUAAAGGUUCAUUCGGCGGUUUCAUAAUUCACACCAGAAGUUGCUCAAUUCACACCUGAAUUUGAAAAGCACACAACACCAAUCUGAGAUGAUUCCUCAAGGCAUCACGCACUUCCGCUUUCGUUCAAGCGUUGUUUUGAUCUUGGUUUUCUUGCUAACGUCUCCAACACAAGUAUCCAGUGAGGCAAAAAGCUGCGCUGCUGUAACGCUGGCCUGGAAUGGCUUCGAGGCAAAACUUCCCCUGGGUAAGGACCCACAGUUUGUGCGCAACCUUGCCGACUGUUUGAAUGAAGUCAAGAAACCAGACAGUGAAAUUCGAGGCAUCAUACAACAGUUACCGGAGGUGAUAGAUAAAGUACUCCCUGUUGCACGGACAGACGGAUUGGUUCUGCUUUCGAUGUAUUUCUUUUACAAGAGCUACUUAUUGUACGACGAGGCAAAGAUCUUGGAGGUAAACGCAAUGAUCUACCGCGAUAAGUUUGAGGCGUUGGAGAAAGAAAUGAAACCGUUCAGAAACUUCAUAGACACCGAGCUUAUUCCACAGUGGGAAGCAGGUAACACUGCUAACUUGGAAAAGAUCGCCGAGGAGUUGCUGAAAAAGAUUGGUCGCCACUCUGUGAGACUCCAAGAGUUGACUCAAGCCAUUCGCCAGGAUAUCAAAACGGGCGGAAGCAAUCAAAGGUGGUCCCCUUAUGUUGCUGCUGGCGGAUUUUUCCUCUGCUUGGGUUCGGUUAUAGUUCGUCCAGCUCCUAACGUGGCCACUCCUCCAUCUAGUGGUGUUCUCGGUGAUGCUAGCUUCAGUGGGGUGAGCAUUCCUAUAUGUAUUGUUGCUAUCGGUACUGCCGGUUACAGCUGGUUGAGCUACAGUUCUCUUAGCGACUCUACCCUUCCGGAAUUGGAGAGGCUGGAAAAGGACGCGACUACCAUGGGCCAAGAAAUAACGAGGUAUCAGUCACAACUAAAAUUGAUCUCGCUAAAAUGAGAGGUGAACUCUAAAUCUACUGAUUAACCCUUUAUACUGCCCCUUCAAGCCAGCUGGUCAACACUGAAAUUCUCUCUAAUGUUUCCGUACAGUCAUUAGAGUACUUGUUAGGAGAAUUGCUUUUAUAUUAUCUCGGUAAUUUCCCAAUAAUGAACAUUACCUAAAUCUUUGACCUAUCAUUGAUUAUGCACUCUUUUUUUUUUAUAUAAGAAUAUUGUUUUUCCGGCUGAGGCUGAAUAUUCUUAUUUUUCUCCCGAUUUUAGGCUUGUGAAUAUUCUUAGAUUAUAGCGUAUGCAUUCAUAAUUUGCAUUUUUAUUAUUCCGCAAUUUCACGCAUUUUUAUUCAUCGACGACUAGUUCAGGCAGUCGAAAGCUUGUAAUUUUUCAAUCGUUUCAGCCCGAGAUCGUUUUAAGUUUUUACCAUGUUUUAUCCUGGCUGCGCCCCUUCAAUAUUUUCACACACAAAAAAA